Punica granatum (pomegranate) is the source of this 4363-nucleotide messenger RNA. The record is from RefSeq and is a predicted model, not a curated record. NCBI's taxonomy places the organism in Eukaryota, Viridiplantae, Streptophyta, Magnoliopsida, Myrtales, Lythraceae.
GUUUCAUACAUACAGGCAACUGAUUGGAUCGGGUCGGGUUGUCGGGAUUGGAUCCGACUGGAGCUGCUUCAUUAGUGAGCACCGGCGAUUCAGCGUUCAGACUGAGCUUCCUCGCCGGCGUCCGUCGCUUCCGCCCUUUCUCACCUGUAGAACCACCGCAGCCGCCAUGCUCGGCGGCAGCUGAGAUGGCAGCAUCAUCUUCUUCAUCCGCCCUGCCGCCGGUCCGGUCAUGGAGGACUGCCUUCCUCACACUGAGGGACGAAACCACGACGAGCCCCCCUCGGGCCUCGGUUCCGGAUCUGCUCCACAACCUCGUCUUCUCCAAUUCCGCUCCUCUCAUCGCCGCAGCGGCCGAGCUCCCUCCACAAGAGGUUGCGUCCGAUGUGCUGUUUCUGAUUGAACUGGUCGCAGAUGCCGAUCAAGUCGGCGAAAAUGCAAUGGCUGCUUACUCUCUGACGUUCCACUUGAUUAAUGAUAUCAGCCGCCGAGUAUCUCUUGAUAUCAAUGCAUCAUAUUGGAAGCGCAUUCUCGAUUCUUUUGGAAAGAUCAUUGGAGUUUCCAUUGGCAAAGCUAGCUUAAAUGGAGAGGGCACAGGAAAUCCUUCCAGAAUUAGGCCUGUGAUGAACUGUUUUGAGACUUUAAGAAUCCUCAUUGCUGCACAUCUCAGAAUAUCCUCUCUGUCGGAAAAUAUUGAACUGGUGAAGUUCCUAGGCAGCAACAUUGCACGCUUUCAUGCAGAGUUAUCCUCCUUUUCUGAUCUGAGUGGUACCCAAAGAUAUCCUGCUGUUGCUGAGAAAAGAAUCCCUAGAUCUGGCAGUCUGUGGGAAGUCCAAACUCUUUGCUUUACAAUGCUCGGGGAAGCAUUCUCAAGAGUUGGUUCUCUUAUUCCCAUUGAUACCUGGCAAUCAGUAAUUGAGGUACUCAGUAAAGAGAUGGAUGUCUUGGCAUCAAAGAACCUGCUAGUGGAGGACAAUACUAUGGCCAAGUUUUAUGCGGCCCUUCUUCAAUGUUUGCAUUUGGUUCUCGUAGACAAAAAAUCUUCUCUUUCCGAUCAUGUUCCCAGUUUUGUGGCAGCUUUACGGCUCUUUUUAAAUUAUGGCCUUGCAAGUUGCAGGCCUCAGAUGACAUACAAGACUGUUGGUGAGAAGGAGAAGGAAGUGAGCUCUUUGACCUCAAAAACAAGUUCAAGUACAGAUGGGAAGGUUGAUCAUAAACCAUAUAGACCUCCUCACCUGCGAAGAAAUGAUGCUGCUAAUUUGAAGAAAACAAAAGAUCUGUAUGCUCCUGCUUUGUCAGAUCAUGGAUCAGAUUCAGAGUACAGUGAUAGUGAUGGAUCUGUGCAGGACAAUGAUAGCAUACGCAGAUCCAAGGUCAGAGUAUCUGCUCUUCUCUGUCUGCAGGACCUCUGCCAAGCUGAUCCCAAGGCAUUUACAACCCAGUGGACUAUGCUUUUGCCAACUAAUGAUGUAUUAGAGUCCAGGAAGUUUGAUGCAACUCUCAUGACCUGCUUGCUGUUUGAUCCUUACUUGAAGGCGCGGCUAGCUUCUGCCUCAACUCUGGCAGUCAUGUUGGAUGGUCCAUCGUCUGUAUCUCUGCAGGUGGCUGAAUACAAGGAUUCCUCUAAACGUGGAUCUUAUACAUCACUUUCAAGUUCUCUUGGACAGAUUCUAAUGCAACUUCAUAAAGGAGUUAUACACUUAGUCAUGCGGGAAACUCAUAGUGGAUUGCUGGCAUCACUGUUGAAGAUUUUAAUGCUUUUAAUAUCAUCUACACCCUAUGCAAGAAUGCCUGAAGAUUUGUUGCCUACUGUAAUUAUAAAUUUACAAGCGAAAGUGGAAGGUGGUUUCCCAUCCAACAAUGACGAUACUAGUCUUCUGGCAACUGCAAUUAGUUGUCUUGCUGGUGCCCUAUCCACCUCAUCUUCCUCAUUAAAAGUGCAAGAAAUCCUCGCACAAGAAAUUGAAGGUUUUAAUAAGAAUGAAAAGAGAACAGGUGUCCUUUCCACACUAUUUCGACUUUGUGAGAUGUCAACCAGUCCGACAAUAAGCUUUGAGGCUCUUCAGGCCCUUAGAGCUUUGUCACAUAGUUAUCCAAAAAUAGUUGUUGCCUGCUGGGAACAUGUUUUUGCAAUUGUGCAUAGUCACAUGGAGGUUGCGUCUCCUGAAGUUCCCACAAGUCCACGUAGGGGACUUAGUGGAAACUCAAUUCGUGUCAAUGGGGAAAAGGUCAUUGCAGCUGCGAUCAAGGUUUUGGAUGACUGUCUCCGUGCUCUUUCUGGAUUCAAAGGAACUGAAGAUCUUUUGGAUGACAAAUUGCUCGACACUCCUUUUACAUCUGACUGCAUAAGGGAAAAGAAGAUUUUCUCAGCGCCAUCUUGCGGAGAUGAAGCCUCAGAUGAUUAUAAGGAUGACCAGAGAACAAGUCAGUCAGGAGGUGAUCAGUGGGAACAGGCAAUCAACAAGUUCUUGCGACGAACCUUGCGGCACUCUUCACAUGUGGUGAGAGCUGCAUCAGUGACUUGUUUUGCUGGUAUAACUUCCUCAGCGUUCUAUUCACUAAAAAAGCAGCAUCAAGACUUCGUUCUCUCUUCCACAAUAUAUGCUGCUGUUGAAGAUGUGGUUCCUUCUGUUAGAUCAGCUGCUUGUCGAGCCAUCGGCGUGAUUACAUGCUUCCCAGAAAUCUGCCGAAGUGCAGGGAUCCUUGGCAGUUUCGUCAAGGCUGUGGAAACUAACACUCAGAAUUCCGUGGUUUCGGUCAGAAUAACAGCGUCCUGGGCAUUGGCAAACAUAUGCGAGUCCCUUCAUCGUUGGUUCAAUGAUGUCCAUCCAGAGUGUUUUGUUGAGACAAACGCUCGAGUGGUAGCCCUGAUCGAGUGUGCUUUGCGUUUAACAAACGAUGGAGACAAGGUCAAAUCUAAUGCUGUCAGGGCUCUUGGGGCUCUCUCUAAAUAUGUUAGAUGUAGAGACUUGUCUGGUAUUCAAGGGAAGCCGGUGGAAUACGCUGUUUCCUAUUCGACAAACUGCAUUCAGGGUUCAGCAUCUAGUACUUGGACUAAUAAUAGGUUACCAGAAACAUGUACUGCAACUUCUGUAGGGGACUCUCGUUGGCUGGAAAAAAUUGUGCAGGCCUUUCUUUCUUGUGUGACAACUGGAAACGUCAAGGUCCAGUGGAACGUUUGUCAUGCAUUGAGUAAUUUAUUUCGAAAUGAGACACUGAGUCUUAAGGAUGAGGAUUGGGCUCCUUCUGUUUUUAGUAUUCUUCUAUUACUUCUACGCGAUUCUUCCAAUUUCAAGAUCAGGAUACAAGCUGCCGCUGCUCUUGCUGUUCCGGAAUCAGUAUUAGAUUAUGGGAGAUCUUUCACAGAUGUGGUGAAGGGCGUGGAACAUGUUCUUGAGAAUCUCGACUCGUAUCAAAUGUCAGCACCGUCGAGUUUCAAGUAUCGGUCAGCUCUUGAAAAGCAGCUAACCAUCACGAUGUUGCAUGUUCUUCACCUCGCAUCAAGCUCGGAUCAUCAACCUCUGAAAGAUUUUAUUGUGAAAAAAGCCUCCUUUCUUGAGGAGUGGUUGAAGGGGCUAUGUUCAUCCGUGAAAGAUAUAAGUGCUCCUACAGAGAUCGAGAGCGUUAACACAGUAAACCAAAAGAAAGAGGUUAUAUCAAAGGCCUUGCGAUCAUUAACCGAGGUGUUUGAAGGCAUGAACCAUCAUGCAACUGCACAGAAAUUCGAGGUCUUGUAUCAGAGCAUACAAUAAUGAUUGGUGGAGAUCAUUACAAUUGAUGCACACACGACAUGCCCAAAACAACCCUUCAUCAUCACGGGUUCCUCCUCAAAGGGUUCGGUGCUCAUGAAGAGUCCUGAUACGGAGACAGAGAAAUUAUAGUCUGCACUCAGGUACGGCUCCCUUGCAUCAGUUGGUCCCCGAGUUGCUGCUUUCUAAAUUACAGUUUCAUCGCCACCUUGUUGUAGCAUUUGAUAUUUCGCUGAUCCUUCGUCUCUUCUUUAUAUUUCCCAAGAAGUGAGAGCUUCUCGAUACCGCAUGUGUAGAUAUGAGUGGAAUACUGUAGUGUGAAGCAAUAGCGAUGUGCUUGUUUUACGUGAUCAACCCUCGAGAAAAAUGAAGGCUUGCCACUUUCUUCGUCCCAUUGGAUAAAAUUUCCAAACCGCAGGUUACCCACCAGCACCAACCCCACUGUUCGAUUCCAAACAUCUCUGGUCUCGCCAAUAGCCUAAUUUCAUUUUAGUUUUAUUUCUUGUACUGAUGAGUGAUUGUUUUUGGAACAUAAAGUUUGGUCCAAGUCAUGCCUGCUCUGCUCUACCUUUCCUUUCUCAAAAAUUGUCAAUACAGUGUAACAAAUGAUUCCUUCA